This is a messenger RNA of Bufo gargarizans (Asiatic toad), 5946 nucleotides long. It is a transcript of the gene RBM23, whose product is annotated as RNA binding motif protein 23. The transcript is spliced from 14 exons. Gene Ontology annotation, cellular component: nucleus. Gene Ontology annotation, molecular function: RNA binding. Gene Ontology annotation, biological process: mRNA processing. NCBI's taxonomy places the organism in Eukaryota, Metazoa, Chordata, Amphibia, Anura, Bufonidae. Bases 3311 to 4510 code for a protein of 399 amino acids. The record is from RefSeq and is a predicted model, not a curated record.
CCUGGCCGCCAUCUUGUUAGUGAUAUCGCGUACUGUACACACAGGAGAGCGGAAUUAAAGACCCACUUGUGAGGAGACAUGGCUUCUGACGACUAUGAUAUUGUGAUAGAAGCAAUGCUGGAAGCUCCCUAUCAAAGCCAAGAGACCGAGGCAAGUCAGGUUAUUUUCUUGUACUCGAGUUGGUAAAGAUGUGCAAAGCAAUCUUUAUAUCAUUCAACCCUUUCACUGCCAGGGAUUUCAGGAUGGUUUUCACACCAUUUUGCUGCCACAAAUCCUGAAUUAUAAAAACAGUAGGUAAGAAAGGAACGAAGACACUGGAUACAUUGUGCAAAUGCUCCCCGUACGUUACACUCUUGGGUGCCUUCAUGCCGCAAAGCAUAAUGUUUUGUAGACCAAAAUGAACAGAAAUGUAUGUUUGUGGCUGAAAGGCCGAACCAAAUGGAUGCCUAGAUUCGCAGCACCUCGUAAGAGAAGACCUCAAGGCCAGGGUUACUUCGAGGCUUUUUUUCGCAGACAUUUAGCGCUACUUAUUGUUUUUUUGUUUUUUUUGUUUAAAAGGGUAUUCCAGUUGUAGCAAGUUGUCCCCUAUCCACAGUAUAGGGAAAAAAUAUUAGAUACAAGGCCCUCAAAGUGAAUGAGUAGCAGGUUGACCGUGCACGGUGCCGCUCUAUUUAUCUCUAUGGGAGUUCUGGAGAUGGCAGAGUACACUUCUGUAUUUCCAGAACUCCAUCCAACUCGCCAUAGAUUUGGGUGGGGGGGCUGUGUGGUCGGAGGGGGGCCCGGCAGUAGAUAUAAACUGUAGCCCUUGGUGUAUGACCACUCGGCACAGUCGUGACACGGCCAUUCUGCAUUCGAGUGCAUCAUGGCUGUAUAGGCCGCAGCACUGUAAUUUACCUAAGACUGCACUGUUUAGUUGUUAUUAAUUGCCGUGUGGUAUUGAAAGUGCCACAUGGCCAUUAAUUAUACAGCCAGCCUAAACGGUACGGUCUCAUUAGUUUACCUAGAGCCAACUGUGGCGGUACUCGAACGCAGUGCGGCCACGUUUCAAGCACCACAUGAUGGUGCCGUAAUCCUUUAAAGCCAUAUUGCAUUCGUCCCCGCGAGCGCUUCGUAUACCAGUCUUAAACAAAAGCACAUUGGAGUAAUAUCCACCAAAUUUAUUACAUUACACACUCAGUGCAGGUGUGGAUUUCUACUAUUUCUGUAGUGAAUCCCACCCACUUUUCUAGCAAAUUUUAGUAAAAAUAUGGCAAACCAAGAGAUGACAUUGUGAACUCCUGGUAGAGCCAGGGCCAUUUGUGACAAGUGACUUUUAGUUGGGAGUUGUUUGCGUCCAACCUGAUGGGAGAGAUUAAGGAACUCCCAUCUAUUAUUAUUAUUAUCUCUGGCCUGGUUGAAAGUUACAUGAUGUAAAUUGUAGUGAAGCUAAUCUUCUUGCUAGUGGCUGUAUUUGUGAGCUAUAACCUCCCCCCUGAUCCUCAGCUGUGUCAUGUGACCAACUCUAGGAUCUCCAUUUGAUAGUGUCUUAUUUGUGGACAGGAAGUCCGUUUCUCCAUUUAUUCCUGUGAGACUGACAUUGAGGCUUUCAUAGGAGAGACUAGAGAAACUGACGUCCUGUCCACACAUAAGACAUAGGGGGCAUUUAUCAAAAUUGCCCAUAGCAAUCAAUCUGACCCCCAACUUUUAUUUUCAAAAGGAGCUCUGAAAAAUGAGAAGUGAAUUUGGUUGCUAUGGGCAAACUUGACUGCCUAAUGUCUGCGAUGAGAGUCAAGUUUGCAUUGUGCUCUGUAAAUUUCGUUAAUAUUUGUGGACUUUGAAGAGUUUAAGGGUUUGACUACGCUGUGAUUUUGGGCGUGACAUGUGUCUAGUGCCCAAGUAUCGCAGGGCAGCCAUAGCAAUGGAUGGGGUUUCAGCAUGACUUGCACAUUUGCUGUGACCCUAACACUCGAAUUGCAAAGAAAUCCAACCCUGCUGGUUUUCGUGUGCAGCGUAUACAACAAAUGUGCAAAUCGUGCUGCAACCCAUCCAUUCCUAUGGCGGCCCUGCUAUACUGCCAUACUCGGGGAGACUAAAAUCACUGUAUAGCUGAACCCUAAAGGGGCCUCUGGAAACAAUUAGUUUUUACCUAAUGUCGCAGCCUGCCUCCGUUAACCAAAGAUUCACACUUGUCUUCUCCCUGCCGCUCCGGUGUGUCUGUCUUCCUAUCCCAUCCUUCUUCUGGUACAGUAUACUCUGCUGUAGCCAAUGACUGGCUACAGCAGUGAAUUGCCACUUGUGAACACCUCACCACUAAAGGCAGUCAUUGGCAGCAACCAAUCAUGUGACAGUACCCAUGCUGUACCAGGAGAAAGCCAGGAGGGGAUCUAAAAAAGUACCCACUAGAGUAGGCAAGGUAUGAUUCUUCUGUUUACUGAGGCAGGCUGCGGACAUUGGGUAAAAACUGCCUAUUCCUGGACAUCUCAUAUUAGCUCCCUUCUUUCUUGUGCUACAGUGAGAUGCUCUAUAUAGGUAACACUAACCCCGCAGCGAUGCCAAACCCAGUGCCACUUUCUGCUUCUAGUACACAGUGAAUCUUGAGUUGCAGGACUCCUUGGAUGGUGUCUUGUGACUUUUGAUGAAUGUGGACCGUAGGGUUAUCUGAAUUGGGGUACUGCUGUUAGAAAACCUCACACAAGUGUUAAAGGUGAUGGGCUUGAAUAACUAUUUUGUUUCCUGGUCCGUUAAGUUCACGCUGUCACUUGCUCAAUAACACACUGCUCCCUUUCUUUUCAUAGAACCUAGUCCUCCCUGCCCUGCUCAACUGGGGAAGGGGCUUGAAAAGAUUGUGGCGUCAAGACAACCAGCAGGAUCAAAGAAAAGCUGUUUUUUUGUGUUUGAGGUUUAGUACCUCUUAUUACUUACAUUUGUCAUUUUAGAGUGGGAGCAUUAAGUCUCCUUUCAUAAACCCCCCAAAAAGUUAAACUUUGCAAGGUUCUGACCACUUUUGAAAGGUGAUUACUUCAUGUUAUCCAAAUCACUGUUUGAUAUUUACAAGAGAUCUAGACGUUCAUUAGAUGUAGCCGGUUACAUAAAACUUGAAUAUUACUGAGAAAUACAGUUGAAGUUCAAGCUUUGCGUUUCUAAAUCUUUAUUGUAUGAUCAGCCUAGAAUGACAAGUCAUUGUGUCUGCGUAACUGUCAUCAAUGCCUCAUUAAUUUGCUACCAGUGUGUAAUUGCCAAAAGUCAUAAAGCAAUAUGCCCUCUGUUUGCUCCAGGCCGAGGAGUUUGAGAGUCAAGCUACAGUGGGGAAAAAACCUAUAAUAACUAAUUUAUGUAUCAGGAAGAAAUUUCAAACAAAGAGUUAAAGGAGCGAGAAAGCAGGAGCCGUUCUGGCAAAAAUGGCAGCCACAGUAGCAGCAGCAGAAAAAGUCGAACUCUGAGUCGUGAUCGACGUAGAAGCCGUAGUCGGAGCAGGGAGAGACACAGAAGGAGGAGCAGCAGGCAUAGAAGUCAUGAACGUCGAUACAGAAGCCGUAGCGGAGGCAGGGGGUACAGAUCUAGGAGCCGUGAUCGGAGCCACCGCCGUGAACGUUCCAGGCACUACAGUCCUGGGCGACGUUAUACACGCAGUAAGAGUCGCAGUCCCCGGCACAAAGAAAAGAGCCCUCUCAGGAAACCUGAACCUAAUUUGACUCCAGAAGAACGGGAUGCCCGGACAGUGUUCUGUAUGCAGCUGGCUGCGCGCAUUCGUACACGAGACUUGGAAGACUUUUUUUCAGCCGUUGGAAAAGUACGUGAUGUAAGGAUAAUUUCCGACAGAAACUCGCGCAGGUCAAAGGGCAUAGCGUAUGUCGAAUUUGUUGACAUCCAGUCUGUGCCUCUCGCUAUUGGGCUAACUGGACAAAGGUUGCUGGGUGUGCCUAUCAUUGUGCAGGUUUCACAGGCUGAAAAGAAUCGCCUGGCUGCCAUGGCCAGUAAUCUCCAGAGGUGUAACACUGGACCCAUGCGUCUGUAUGUAGGAUCUUUACAUUUUAACAUCACAGAAGAAAUGUUGACGGGAAUAUUUGAACCUUUUGGAAAGAUUGAGCAUAUACAGCUUCUGAGAGAACCUGAUACUGGACGGUCCAAAGGAUAUGGUUUUAUAACUUUUGUAGAUGCAGAGUGUGCUCGUCGGGCUCUGGAACAGCUGAAUGGAUUUGAACUGGCUGGUCGACCAAUGAAGGUUGGUCUCGUGACAGACAGAGCAGAUGGCAAUACUGACCCCUCAUUCCUUGAUAAUGAUGACCUGGAGCGCAGUGGUAUUGAUCUGGGUGCAACUGGGCGAUUGCAGCUUAUGGCUAAAUUGGCAGAAGGUACAGGUCUGCAGAUACCUCUUGCUGCCCAGGCUGCUCUUCAGCUUAAUGGAGCUAUUCCGCUGACUGCCUUGAAUCCUGCCCUUUCAGCUCUCAGCCCUGCCCUCAGCUUGGCAACACAGCCCAUCUCCACACAGUACAUCCCGCUUUCACAGCUCUUCAACUUGCAAUCUAUGUAAACGAGGAAAAGCUUUGCUUACAGAUUCAGAAUUAAUCUGUGUGACUUGUUGUACAGACCUUGUUGUGUGUGUGUGUUUUUUUUUUUUUGUUUUUUUGUUUGUUUUUUGUUUGUUUUUUUUUUUGUUUUUUUGUUUGUUUUUUUUCUUCCUUCCUUCCCUGUUUCUACUCUGCUGAUUGGCUGGGUGCGGAAACCCAGAAUCGGUCACACUUUAUUUUUGUAAAAAGAUGGUUGGAAAAAAGGAUUUUGUAAAUACAUAUGCACACUUACACCUAAUAUAUCUAUAGCUGGAGAUUGUUCUCCAUUAAAGUAGGGUUUUGUACCUUUUUUUUUUUUUUUUUUUUUUUUUUUUUUGUGUGCUGUAGAGACUUCGGCAUCUUCGCACCCCUCUGUACCCUUGGGAGCAUGCUCUCGGAGGGUUAGACUUGUAGAAUAUGUAAAUAAUGAUACGUGUAGAUGGUUUUGUGCAAUCUGUGUAUGUUUGGAUGUGUAUAAAACAUGCUGAUCUACACUAAAAUGGUGAAAUCACAUUUAAAGCAGCAUCCUCCGUGGCACUGCAGAAUGUUUCGCUUAUUGUGCAGCACAAGUUAUGUUUUGGCAUCUGGUUCCCCCUCACAGCGGCUCACCAGUACUCCUCUCUGGCUGCUGUGAUGUUUUGACCUGGAUAUUGCAUUAAACUGUAUACAGUGCUUAUUAGGGAAGACCUCACAUUUCACUCUCUGUAUCUAUUACUACCUCAAGUAACAGAAGGAAAACAUUCAAUUACGUGAACCUUAAAGAGCACCAGUCUCCCCUCCUGACAUGCCUCUUUUACUAAUUUGUAUUCCAAAUGAAAUUACUAUUCUGGAGUGCCCUUCAUAUAACUCUUUUAAGCCAGUUCUAUGUUAUUGCUGAGAGAAGUUUAUGAACAAAGUUGGGGGGUCGUCCCUGUGCAGUCUCACCCUGUCCAGUCAGUGCUGCCAGUGUGGAACUGUGCAGGAACACACCGCCAACUAGUAAAACCGUUAAAUAAAACCCAGACCUGUCGAGAGGUGAAAGAUCAUCUGUAAGCCUAUCUGAAUGUUUCAGUCCAUGGUUUAAUUUUCAUCUUGUAUCUGUAAGUGUUUCAGAGUGUGUGGUGAGCAAGGUGGUCUUUAGGGGUUGUAUAGCUUUCUAUAAUUCCAGUUCAUCUCUAAGUGAUCGUGUGUAUCGCAUCCCUGCUACAGUUAAAACUUACAAGGUUAUACAAUUGGGUUACCCUACAAGGUUAUAAGAAUGUAGUGAAGUAAGAAAUGCAACAAUCUGUAGAGUGGAGCAUGCACGGUUACCCUCGCUUGUUAAAGGGGUUGUCCGGGUUCAGAGCUGAACCCGGACAUCCCUCCAUUUUCACCCAGGCAGCCCCCCUGACAUGAGCAUCGGAGCAGCUCAUGCUCCGAUGCUCUCCUUUGCCCUGCGCUA